Molecule: messenger RNA, 382 nt
Organism: Caenorhabditis sp. 36 PRJEB53466
Lineage: Eukaryota; Metazoa; Nematoda; Chromadorea; Rhabditida; Rhabditidae
Source: the annotation of a GenBank genome assembly
AUGGACGAUAACCCCUUGAAGUAUACGCCUGUGCCGAUUCAGAUCAUCAAUGGUCCGCUGUGUAUGUGCUUUUAUUAUUCUUUACGAUAUCACCUCUCACUGUUCCAGGGUUGAUACCUGAAUGCAUAAAACUGACGGGAAUGGACAAAGAAGUUCUCAUUGAGACUAUAACCCAUUUGUACAUGAACCACUUGAAUUAUUUAUGGUGAGAACAUUAUCAAUUUCCUACUUUUAAAUCGAAAAUCUCUCGUACAGCGACCAAGCACGUGCCGACAUGAAGAAUCUUCCAGAAGCGGGAAAUAAUGAGGAAAAUGACGGGCAAAUAUCUGCGGCAAAUAAUGGAGCAAAUGACGGCCAAAUAUCUGCGGCACCUACUGAGUAG